GCAGGGCUGAGCUCAAGGACGCACGCGCGCCGCCUCGCUCGACCAAUCAGAAGGGCGUGAGCGAGCCUUCCGGCAGAAAUACCCGGCGCAAACAGGAAGUGUGGCAUUCGGCUCUCGGAACUGUGGGUUGGCGCCAUGGAGGCCUACGAGCAGGUCCAGAAGGGGCCCCUGAAGCUGAAAGGCGUCGCAGACCUCGGCGUAACCAAGCGGAAGAAGAAGAAGGACAAGGACAAGGCGAAGCUCCUGGAGGCGAUGGGGACGAGCAAAAAGAGCGAGGAGGAGAAGCGGCGCUGCCUGGACAAGCGGACCCCGGCGCAGGCGGCCUUCGAGAAGAUGCAGGAGAAGCGGCAAAUGGAGCGGAUCCUGAAGAAAGCAUCCAAAACCCACAAGCAGCGCGUGGAGGACUUCAACAGGCACCUGGACACCCUUACCGAGCACUAUGACAUCCCCAAAGUCAGCUGGACCAAGUAGGCCUGCAGAGUCUUCUGGAAACUUCAGCCACACUGCCCUGCACCUGCCCCGCUGAGGCGGAGCUCUCAGAAACUGUCCUUUUGUCCUGGAACCUGAUUAAAACCACACUGACUGUCCCUUUCCUCCAUGUUGAUUUGCUCAGUAGCACAGAGAGGAGAACCCCAGUUAGGUUGCACUGGAAAGUUGGGGAUUCUCCAGAGGUCAGGGUCAUUCCAGGGUGAUUGCCAUGGAAAAGCACCCCCAGUCGCGCCUCAUGCCCAGGCCACCAGCUGCCGUCGCUGGGGUGACAGACUCCUGGAGUGAGGAGCCGGUGCCACCAGCCCCGUGGGUGCUCUCCGGCGUGGGACCCACGCUGUCCUCAGGCUGUGGCCUCUGCGACCACAAGGCCAGGGCAGAUGUUGGCCCUGUCUCCUGCACUUGGGCCAACACGAAGUCCCCAGCACCGGUGUCUGCCACAGUGACGCUGCCCACCUGGCACAGCUCUGUGAUGGGGUGGGCACAGUGCAGAAUUAUUACUCACUUGGAAAACAGUAGAUGGCACACUGGUUACGCCACAGUCUGCAGUGGAGAGCAGUGAAGUCCACGUUGAACAGCUGUUGUCCAAAAUCCAUGGGAUCAGAAGUGGCCUGGGUUUCAGAUCUUGGGUUGGGAUAUUUGCAUGUACAUAAUGAGGCAUCUGGGAGAGGGAACCCAGGUUUAGAUAGGUCGUCCUGUUUCACACGCCCCACCCCGACACCCCAGGGUCAUUUCGUGGGGUAUUUUUAUUAGUGUAUUCUGCAGUGCAUAAUAAAUAUACUUACUGUGAAUUGGGACGUA
Messenger RNA from Heterocephalus glaber (naked mole-rat), 1287 nucleotides. RefSeq names its product family with sequence similarity 32 member A (gene Fam32a). Gene Ontology annotation, cellular component: nucleolus. Lineage: Eukaryota; Metazoa; Chordata; Mammalia; Rodentia; Bathyergidae. The record is from RefSeq and is a predicted model, not a curated record.